CACGUCUGUCUUGUUCCACACUCCACGUUGCAGAAGAAGAAGAAAUACAUCAACACAGAACUAUAACACGCUUGAGUUUGCGGCUUUUCCAGAAUGAAGAGGCUGCUCCCCGAGUCAGAUUACCUUGAAAACGGUAAAAAAAGGUUCUCGAAAUCUGAGCUCGAGGCGGUGAUCGAACGGGAAAUCCGAAAGGUGGUGAAUUCUAACAACUCCAGGCUUCAGAUAUUAGCAGAAACUAUUCAACAACUUCAACAUGACAUUGAUUACGGGAGCACCAUGCAAAAACUUGAGGCACGCAUUGAGACUAUUACAAGGAGAGCAAAAGCAGCUCUUGCCGCGGCGGAAACAAAGAAAAAGCGCUCUGUGAAGGAUUCUGAAAUCAUCAACAUAGACUCUGACGAUAACAGCAUGCCAGAAACAAUAGAUACAAGCAAGGACAAGACAAAAAACUAUCUCAUUGGAAUCAUGGAAUCCACCACAUCUUCUUUAAAGAGGAUACAAGCAGAAAAUACUGCAGUGAUGAGCGCAUUAGAAAACCUGUGUAAGGCUGCGUCUCCUCCUCCUCAGCACCAAAUGCCGGAAGAGCAUCCUUCGCAGCCCAACAUCAGCGGCGUCCAACACGCUCCCUCACAGCAGGACGAGCCUCCGUACCCUCCCCUGCCUUUGAACGCUUUCCCCUCCAUGCUGAACAUGGAGGCGGCAUCCUACAACAUCCCUGAGAAGGUCAAGGUCCACUUGGCGCUCAUCAAGCACCCUGCCACCCUGUCAGUGAUGUGGAACCUUGACGAGAAGGACGCCUCUCCACCACCCAUGGAGAGCUACAGUAUCUUCAUAACGGCGGAAAAGGUCAAAGGAAGCCAAGUCUUCCCGGCGUGGAAAAAGUUGGGCACGGUGGUUGCUAAAAGUCUGCCCAUGUGUGUUGCCAUCACAAAGUACAGGUCCGGGCACCGGCUGUGUGUUGCUGUGGUGGGCAAAGACAUUUACGGCCGCUACGGACCCUACAGUGACGUGGUUUCUCAUGUCAUACCGGAAUAAAACCCCAAGUGCUUGUUGAAUUUAAGGUAGUUUUUACUGUGUAAUGUUUCCGUUGGAACAGUAUUUGUAAUUAAACCAGAAUGUGUUUGUGUUGAUGUUGUCCAGGGGUGGAGGUUAAUUUCUGGCUUCGUUACAGACACUGAAUUUAUGGAACUAAAUUGCCUUUAAAUUUUGUGAACUGAUUUUUUUUUUUUUUUUUACAUCAGUUUAUGCUGACAAUAAGAAUUCAGUGAAUUAAAAUUCAGAGCAUAAAAAUUUGGUGUACAAAAAUUCAGUGCAGAAUUCUCAAAAAACUCAAGACCCACUUCCGGUAACUUAGGAAGAACGCAAAUCUGAAACUGGAUCCAUGGAAGUAAGUCUUGAGUCUUGAAGCAACAAAUAUUUCUGCAGUGAAUUUUUUCACAAAUUUUUUUUUUUUAAGCUGACUUUUUACACAAUUCAUUUUAAAACACUGUAUUUUACAUUUUUAAACACAUUUUACUAACAAAUUUGUAUUUCAGUAAAAUUGUCAGCAUAAUUUGAUGUAAAAAAAAAAUCAGUUCACAAAAUUCAAACGUAAAAAAUUCAGUGUAAACAAAAAAAAAAGCUUCCGUAAUAAAUACAGUUUUAACCACACACACGGGUGACUGUUUUUUACGUGUAGCAGAACUCAGUUUAAUGAAUGCCAUUGGAGUUAAACAAUUGUACGAUUUAUUGUUUUUGUUGUUAUUUACGACUGCGUUUUAUUUUACAAUAAAUACCUUUACAAUAAUAUGACCUAUUUUCUGUCUGUUCAAAUGAUUGCAAGUGAAAAUGUUGCCUCCAGCCUCCGUGAAGGGUUGGAAUACGCCUAUAUAUAUAUAUAUAUAUAUAUAUAUAUAUAUAUAUUGGGCAUUGCUCUGGUGUAUCGUCAAAUUUGUAAGACGAUGGCAGCCACUCAAGGAGCCCAAAGGCUGUUCGUCGCAAUGGAAGGCUUGUGUCGGGCUGUGGGAUCACAGACUGUGGCGAUUUCUGAACUGGAUCGCAAGAUGGAUCACAUCAUGGAAAAGCUUGUUGAAAUGGGAAUAUUGGAUAUGAGAGCAGCCAGCAUGGACAAAUAGAACAGACAAGCCAUUGUAAUGUCUGCUCGCUUGGAAAAACAAAAAUCCUAAUCUAGAAUUUGACUUCCUGGAGUGGCCUUGACGCUGCAAAACAGAAGCAGGCUGUUCUGACAACAUCCCCCGAGGACUCCUCAAUGAUGGACGCUUUUGACCUCUGUCAGAAUAAUUGUAUG
Nerophis lumbriciformis (worm pipefish) is the source of this 2287-nucleotide messenger RNA. RefSeq names its product activating transcription factor 7 interacting protein 2 (gene atf7ip2). Gene Ontology annotation, cellular component: transcription regulator complex; nucleus. Gene Ontology annotation, biological process: regulation of DNA-templated transcription. The record is from RefSeq and is a predicted model, not a curated record. Gene Ontology annotation, molecular function: protein binding; transcription coregulator activity. Lineage: Eukaryota; Metazoa; Chordata; Actinopteri; Syngnathiformes; Syngnathidae.